Molecule: messenger RNA, 1758 nt
Organism: Aspergillus lentulus
Lineage: Eukaryota; Fungi; Ascomycota; Eurotiomycetes; Eurotiales; Aspergillaceae
Product: MFS transporter
Biological process (GO): transmembrane transport
Cellular component (GO): plasma membrane
Molecular function (GO): transmembrane transporter activity
Source: RefSeq, a predicted model, not a curated record
AUGCCAGUGGUAAUGGACAAUAUGAAUAACAACGGUGGCCAGUCGGGAAACCAUGGCGAUGCGGUUGCUGGACGUGCAACUGGCAUUAAGGGCAGUGAACCAGAAGGAAGCCGACACAUGAGAGUGGAAGAUGGGAUUACCACAAUUUCUGCUAGGGGGCAGCAGGAGGGGAAAACAGAGGAGAAUCUACGUCCACAAUCAGACACAGGGUCCACUGGGGUACAUCCUUCUGCGCCUGCAGCAACAACAGACACCAGUACAGCAACAGGGCCGCCAUACUGCAUACUACCAGAAGGCGAAAAGAUCUUCAUUAUUCUCUUGGUCUCGUUCGCGGCCAUCAUAUCUCCCAUCUCCAGCAGCAUCUACUUUCCGGCUCUGAACAAUCUCGCAAAGGACUUGCAUGUCUCCAUCUCGCUCAUCAACAUAACCAUCACAACAUACCUGAUCUUCCAAGGGAUUGCCCCUUCACUCAUAGCAAACUUUGCAGAUACCCAUGGCCGACGACCCGCCUACCUCAUCUGCUUCACGAUCUAUCUAGCGGCGAAUAUAGGCCUCGCUGUCCAGGAUAGCUACGCGUCUCUCUUGGUCCUGCGUUGCCUGCAGAGCUCUGGCAGUAGCGGGACAAUCGCACUAGGAAGCGCAGUUGUUGCUGAUUUAUCAACCAGAGCAGAGCGAGGCAAGUAUAUAGGAUACGCCAGUAUGGGCGUGACCCUUGGGCCGGCCAUGGGGCCGAUUAUCGGGGGUUUAUUGGACCAUUACCUGGGCUGGCGAGCAGUCUUUUGGUUCCUGGUUAUUUUUAGCGGUGUACUCGGGACGGUCAUCGCUAUCAUUUUGCCUGAAACCUGCCGCGCGGUUGUGGGCAACGGCUCUGUCCCUGCCGCAAGGUGGAACCAGUCUGUAUGGCAGAUUCUAGUGCAGAAACGGGGUUCCAGGAAGCAAAAGCCAGAGCCGGACUAUCAGACCAUCGAGAAGCGGCGUCGACGCGCAAAUCCGUUCGCGUCUGCCCUAAUCGCGACUGACAAGGAAGCACUCAUCAUUCUGAUCUACGGCUCGCUAUUGUUCUCCGGCUACAUGGCCGUCUUGAGCACCUUGACCUCCCAGCUGCAAGCAAGAUUCCACUUCAACUCCAUCCAAGUGGGACUCUGCUACCUCCCAGUAGGGAUAGGCAGCCUGACCUCCCGCUGGACGGUCGGACGGAUUCUAGACUGGAACUUCCGCCGAGAAGCUCGACGCCAGGGCCUCCCGAUCGAAAAGAACCGACAGCAGGAUAUCCAGCAUUUCAACAUCGAAGUUGCCCGCUUAGCCGUGACGAUCCCCCUGGUCUACUGCGCCUGUCUGUGCAUUAUCGCCUAUGGCUGGGUCAUGGAGCAUAAAACUGCGCUUGCCGGCCCAGUGGUCAUGCUCUUCUUUACGGGGCAUCUGACGUCCGGGGCCUUCAGCUCAGUGAGUACAUUGAUUGUGGACCUUAAUCGGCGGAGCCCUGCUACUGCAGUCGCUGCGAACAAUCUCUUCCGAUGUCUGCUGGGUGCGGGAGUCGUUGCGGCUGCGGAUCCAGUGAUCCAGCGGAUAGGGAUCGGUUGGACGGCCACGCUUAUCGCGUUUCUGUGGAUGCUUUUUAGCCCACUUCUGUGGGCUGUAUUCAGAUGGGGGCAUCAAUGGAGAGAGGAGUGUGUUAGUAAGGAAAAGAGGGAGGAGAGCCAACCGGAAGAGCUAUCCAAACAAGUGGGGGAAGCUCCAACGGCCAAGGAUGGUGUCUGA